Molecule: messenger RNA, 2925 nt
Organism: Lactuca virosa
Lineage: Eukaryota; Viridiplantae; Streptophyta; Magnoliopsida; Asterales; Asteraceae
Source: the annotation of a GenBank genome assembly
AUGGCUCCAUUCUUGAAGCUCUUCCCCUUAUUUCAAACAAUUUCACUUGUAUAUGUAUUGCUCACAGUCACAUGCGCUGGAUCAUCAAUAAACAAUGAUGAGGAAUGCUCAGCCUUGGUUCAGUUUAAGCAAAGCAUAAUUCAUCAAGAUGAUGCGAUUUGCACUACUAGUUGGUUUCAAACGUUUCACACUUGGAAGCCUACAGGCAAUGCAUCAGAUACUAGUUUUGAUUGUUGUUCGUGGUAUGGGGUGGAGUGCAGCAACGAUGAUACGUACAGUCAUGUGAUCAGCGUUGACUUGAGUGAAAACUUUCUUUGUGGGCAUAUCAACUCUAGCAGCACCCUCUUCAGCCUUCUUCAUCUUCAGAGCCUCAACCUUGCCAUGAACAACUUUCGUGGAUCUCAAAUCCCAUCUGAGAUUGCUCAUCUAAAGCAAUUAAGAAGCCUUAAUCUCUCUUAUUCUGGGUUUAGAGGCCAAAUCCCAAUUGAAAUUUCACAAUUGAUCCAAUUGUAUUCUUUAGAUCUGUCAAUGAAUCCACUAAAGCUUCACAGUCCUAGCCUCCAUAACCUAGUGCAAAACUUAACCCUACUCGAAAAACUCGAUCUCUCAGAGGUUGACAUUAGUUCUUCUGUACCUCAUUUCUUGGCCAACUUUUCUUCUUUGAGGUCAAUCCGGCUACAUAAUUGUUCGCUUCGGAAUGAAUUUCCAGCCAUACUUGAGCUACCAAAAUUGAAAUUUCUGAGUGUGGCAUACAAUACUAACCUCACUGGUUCCCUUCCCGAAUUUCGUAACAAUAGCUUACUUGAACAUGUGGAUCUAGGUUACACAAGUUUUUUUGGGAUUGUGCCUGAAUCCAUAAGCAACCUAAACCAUUUGGGAGUUUUGCGCCUUUCAGGAUGCGGUUUCUCAGGACAAAUUCCGAGUUCACUCUCUAACCUGACACAACUCACUGGCUUGGGUCUUGCCAACAAUAAGUUCACAGGCUUUGUUCCUCCAUUGGUAAGUCUUUUGAAACUCAAUGUUUUGGAGCUUAGUGGCAACAGAUUUGAGAAGGAACGCUUUCCGAAUUGGCUUGGCAAGCUGACUAAACUUAAUGAACUGUAUGCACAUGAUAUGAACAUAAAUGGUGAAAUCCCACCCUUUCUUGCAAACCUAACCAAACUUUGUGUUGUCCUAAUGGGAAAUAAUUUGCUUACCGGUCAUAUACCAUCCUCAUAUUUCAACCUCACCCAACUAAGAAAGUUGAGCCUUGAAGAAAAUCAAUUGCAAGGGACAGUUUCAAGCUCAUUUUCCAACUUCAAAAGUCUUCAAGAUCUUCGCCUACAGUCAAACGAUCUCAAUGGAAGAGUAGACUUAGACAUGCUUCUAGAACUCAAGAAACUUCAAGUUUUCGCGUUAGGUUAUAACAGGAUAUUGUUAGUAACCACCGAUAAUUACACCAAUAAUACCUUACCAGAAUUGGAACACUUAGACCUGACAUCAUGCAACUUGAAGAAAUUUCCUGCCUUUCUGCAGUUCCAAGAUAAAAUGACUCACUUGCUUCUUGGCGACAACAAAAUGUAUGGCCUGGUACCGGUGUGGAUCUGGAACAACAGCCAAGAAACAUUACAAGUUAUUGACCUUUCAUACAACUUCAUCACCGGAUUGGAUCAGCAUCCUAAUUUCCUACCAUGGAAACAUUUAGAAGCGUUUUUCAUCGGGAAUAAUCAGGUACGACAGCUACCAAUUCCACCACAGACCACAGUUGUUUAUGACAUCUCAAAUAACAAUUUGACAAGAGAAAUACCACCAUUCAUAUGUGAACUAAAAUCUCUUCAAGUGUUAGAUUUGUCUUCUAACAACAUGAGUGGAAUUCUUCCUUCAUGUUUCAGUAGCUUACGCAAUUCAUUAAUGGUUUUGAAUCUGAGACGAAAUAGUUUUCAUGGCAUAAUCAUGCAUGCGUUCAUGCAUCAAUGCCGGUUGGAAAGUAUUGAUUUGAGUGAAAAUGGAUUUGUGGGUCAGCUGCCCAAAUCAUUAAAAAGGUGUACUAAUUUAGAGGUCCUCUCUCUUGGUGAUAACUCUUUUGAUGAUGUCUUCCCUUAUUGGCUGGGAACUCUUGCCAAGCUGCAAGUUCUCAUUUUGCGUUCCAACAAAUUUUAUGGUCCAAUUCAAGGUUCAACAAACGUUUCCACACAAUUCCCAAAGUUGCGGAUAAUAGAUCUCUCUAACAACAAUUUUAACGGUCAGUUGCACCAAAAGUACUUCCAAACAUGGAAUGCCAUGAAAUCCAUUUAUGUUGGGGAAUCAUUUGUUAUGGAAUCGGAGAUACCCUCAGCCUCUGGAACAUUCAAUACAAAAUCAUCAUACCCCAUGACGCUGAUACACAAUGGUAUAAGAACAGAAUACGAACAAAUUUUAACCAUAUUCACGGCUAUUGAUCUAUCUUGUAACCAUUUUAAAGGAGAAAUCCCACAAUCACUCCAAGAUCUUCGAGGGCUUGAAUCACUUAAUCUUUCCAACAAUCAUUUUACUGGACAUGUCUUUCCAUCGCUGGGGUACCUAAAGAAUCUUGAAUCUUUAGAUCUCUCCAGAAAUGAACUAUCUGGAGAAAUUCCUCAACAGUUGGUAAAACUCAGCUUCCUAUCCAUUUUCAAUGUGUCAUUCAACCAUCUUGAGGGGCGCAUACCCCAAGGGCAACAAUUUAAUACAUUCGAGAAUUCCUCCUAUGAGGGGAAUCCUGGAUUGUGUGGAAUACCUUUAUCCAAGGAAUGUCAAGAUUCAAAGGCGUCAAGACUUCCACAAUCUGAGUCUCUCCCCUCAAGUAAAAGAAUUGAUUGGACUAUCAUAUCCUCUGGAUUUGGAAGUGGGCUGGCUGUUGGGAUGUUCAUUGGAAACUUUCUACAUACAAGAUAUAGUGAUCGGUUCAGAAGAAAUACAAAUGGAUAA